UUACAGCAACUAGCAUUAUUUAAUAUCUCCACAAAUGUUGGGCAAAUUCACAUCGAACCAUGUCCAGGUCUAUCAUCAAUACUCGCGCACAGUUUCCGUAAAAAAGCCCGUCAAGGCUGCUUAGCCUGCAUGUUGUGCUCAUUAAUUAAGUAGCGAAUUGCCAGGAUUACUUUACUCAACGCUCAACUCUCUCUCAACUCUCUCCGCAUCAGCAACAGCCAGUAACUACGUGAGAGAGCACGCGAAGUGUGGAGUUUCGCUCUCUCUUUAACUCUCCUUAUAUCUGUGUAUGUGUGUGUCUCUGUGCGUCCAUAGCGGACUAUGUUGAAACCGAAACGUUUGGCGAAGCAGAAGCCCAAAGCGAAACCGAUACCAUGGGGACUGAAAAAAAUCUGUUGGGGCCUGAUAAAUAUAACUGUGCCCAGGCAUCAGCCGCGCAGUUGGAUCGAGACAAACUUUCAGAAACGCGAGUGCAUCAAAUUCAUACCAUGCCCAAAGGACGAUACAAAAUGCUGCUGCGGCCAGGCACAGAUAACGCAUCAGACGAUAGCCGGCAUCGAGAGCGGCUCGCCGGGCGAUCUCUGGCUGCCCACAAAGCAUACACGCCCCCAGCCCACCGAUGCGUAUGGCACUAUUGAAUUUCAGGGCGGGGCGCAUCCCACCAAGGCGCAGUAUGUGCGGCUGUCAUUCGAUACGCGACCCGAGCUGCUGGUGCAGCUAUUCACCAAGGAAUGGAAUCUGGAAUUGCCAAAACUUUUGAUCACCGUGCAGGGCGGCAAGGCCAACUUUGAUUUGCAGGCAAAACUCAAAAAGGAGAUACGCAAAGGACUGCUGAAGGCGGCCAAAACAACGGGCGCCUGGAUAUUCACCGGCGGCACCAACACGGGCGUGACGAAGCAGGUGGGCGACGCUUUGCUCCUGGAGGGGCAACAGCGGACGGGACGCGUGGUCAGCAUCGGCAUCGCACCGUGGGGCAUUGUGGAGCGCAAUCACGAGCUGUUGGGCCACAAUCGUGAGGUGCCCUGCCACAGUAUUAGCUCGCCGAGAUCGAAAUUGGCCGUUCUGAACAAUCGGCAUGCGUAUUUCCUGCUCGUCGACAAUGGCACUCAGGCCAAAUACGGCGCCGAAUUGAUAUUGCGCCGCAAACUGGAGAAAUUUAUCUCGAAUUUAAAGCUGCAUCCAUUCACACAUUCCAGUACGCCCGUCGUCUGUCUGGUGAUUGAGGGCGGCACAAACACAAUACGUGCCGUACUCGAAUACGUGACGGACUCGCCGCCCGUUCCGGUUGUCGUUUGCGAUGGUUCCGGCCGUGCCGCCGAUCUGCUGGCCUUCGUGCACAAGUAUGCGUCCGAUGGCGAGGAGCAACCUGUGCUGGAGUCCAUGCGUGAGUAUCUCAUUGGCACCAUACAGAAAACCUUUGAAGUUGGCGUCGAUCAGGCCGAGAAACUUUACCAGGAGCUGCUCCAGUGCACGCGCAACAAGAAUUUGAUUACGGUGUUCCGCAUACAGGAAAAGCCCGAGGGCGAGGCACAGGAGCUGGAUCAGACGAUACUCACGGCACUCUUCAAAUCACAGCAUCUCAGUCCGCCGGAGCAGCUGAGCCUGGCGCUGACAUGGAAUCGCGUGGACAUCGCGCGCAGCGAGAUAUUUGUCUAUGGCCAGGAAUGGCCCAAUGGCGCUUUGGACGAGGCCAUGAUGCAGGCACUCGAACAUGAUCGAAUCGACUUUGUCAAAUUACUUUUGGAGAACGGCGUCUCGAUGAAGAAAUUUUUAACAAUUCCCCGCCUCGAGGAGCUCUACAACACAAAGCACGGCCCGGCCAAUACCUUGGGCUACAUAUUGCGCGAUGUCCGCCCGCAUAUACCGAAGGGCUACAUCUACACGCUCCACGACAUUGGCCUGGUCAUCAAUAAACUAAUGGGCGGCGCCUAUCGAUCCUAUUAUACGCGUCGCAAGUUUCGGCCCAUCUAUGCGAAGGUGAUGAACAGCUAUGCAAAUGCCUGCCGCAAAUCCUCCUCGUAUCAAUAUCAGCGCUAUGCGGGCGCCAAUUCCUUGAGCCUGGUCACCGGACUGCUGCCAUUUACCACCGAAAUGGCCCUCUUCGAGUUCCCAUUCAAUGAGCUGCUGAUCUGGGCCGUGCUCACGAAGCGGCAGCAAAUGGCGCUGCUCAUGUGGACGCACGGCGAGGAGGCGCUGGCCAAAUCCUUGGUCGCCUGCAAGCUGUACAAGGCGAUGGCCCAUGAGGCCGCCGAGGAUGAUUUGGAUACCGAAAUCUACGAGGAGCUGCGCUCCUAUGCCAAAGAGUUUGAGAGCAAGGGCAACAAGCUGUUGGACUUUAGCUAUCGCCAGGACGCGGAAAAGGCUCAACGUUUGCUCACCUGCGAGCUGCACUCGUGGUCCAAUCAGAGCUGCCUCUCGCUGGCCGUCGCCGCCAAUCAUCGCGCCCUGCUCGCCCAUCCCUGCAGCCAGGUCAUACUGGCCGAUCUCUGGAUGGGCGGAUUGCGUACCCGCAAGAAUACCAAUUUUAAGGUAAUUUUAGGCCUGAUAAUGCCAUUAUACAUAAGGCAAUUGGACUUCAAAUCCAAAGAGGAGCUACAACAAAUGCCACAGACCGAGGAGGAGCAUUUGGAGAAUCAGAAUUUGGACAACGAUGAUUCCGAUCGAUCACAGCCCGAUGCUGAGAACGCCCUUUUAAAAGCCAAAAGAUCCAUUUCCUUGAGAUAUAGGAUGGGCGCGGGCAGUAAUAAUCGCGACAAGGCUCUAUUGGCGGAUACUUAUUCGGUGCGCGAUACAAAAGUACACGAAAAUGGCAAAGUCUCGCUGACAGACUCGGAUCCAUCGCAGUUUCGCGAGUUCUUUCACCUGUCCGAAUUCAGCAACGAGAUUAAACAGCAUCAGCCGCUGCGCCUGAAGAAGAAGUUCUACGAAUUUUAUACGGCGCCCAUUACCAAAUUCUGGGCCGAUUCGAUUGCGUACAUGUUCUUUCUGAUAAUGUUCUCGUUCACGGUGCUGGUGAAAAUGGGUCCCAUGCCCCGCUGGCAGGAAUGGUAUUCGAUAGCCUACAUAACGACAUUGGGCUUUGAGAAGGUGCGCGAAAUCAUAUCCUCCGAGCCGGUGGCCAUUACGCACAAAUUCUCGGUGUGGGCAUGGAACAUGUGGAAUCCCUGCGAUGGCGCUGCCAUAAUACUCUUUCUUAUCGGCCUCUCCUUUCGCUUUCGCCCCAAUACCAUGGACAUUGGGCGGGUCAUCUACUGCGUGGACAGCAUCUACUGGUAUCUGCGCAUAUUGAACAUUCUCGGCGUCAACAAGUACCUCGGUCCGUUGGUCACCAUGAUGGGCAAAAUGGUUAAGAAUAUGAUAUAUUUCGUGGUGCUCUUGGCUGUGGUCCUCAUGAGUUUCGGCGUCAGUCGCCAGGCCAUACUCUAUCCCAACAACGAGCCCACCUGGCGGCUAAUCAGAGAGGUCACCUAUCAGCCGUACUUCAUGCUGUACGGCGAGGUCUUUGCCGACGACAUCGAUCCGCCCUGCGGCGAGGAUCCGCGUCAGCCCGCCUGCGUUACAGGGCAUUGGGUGACGCCUAUAACGAUGUCCAUGUACCUGUUGAUUGCCAACAUACUGUUAAUCAAUCUGCUCAUUGCCGUUUUCAAUAAUAUAUUCAAUGAGGUCAAUUCGGUUUCGCACCAGGUCUGGAUGUUCCAGCGCUUCACAGUCGUCAUGGAGUACCAGCAGAAGCCGGUGCUGCCGCCGCCUUUCAUCGCCUUCUGCCAUUUCUAUUCGCUGCUCAAGUAUUGCGUGCGCAAAGCGAAAGGAUUGGAGGUGCAGCGGGACAAUGGCCUCAAGCUGUUUCUCGAAAAGGACGAUCUGGAGCGGCUGUACGACUUCGAGGAGGAGUGCGUCGAGGGCUUCUUCCAUGAACAGGAAAUCAUAUUGAAUCAGUCGACCGACGAGCGCGUCAAGAACACAACGGAGCGCGUCGAGACCAUGUCACAGAAAAUCGAGGACAUCAAUCAAAAGGAGAACAUACAAACAGCCACCGUGCAGAACAUUGAAUUCCGUUUGCGCAAAAUGGAGGAAUCAUCGGAGCAAAUACUGUCGCACCUGGGCGUCAUACAUCGCUUCAUGUCCGCACAUACCGCUGGCAACGAGGAGCUGCGCGGCUCCGUCAUGAACAUUCCGGGUGAAAUGCAUCGCAUGCGCACCAUCUCCAUGUCCGACAAUGAGGCUGGCAGCGCCAGCGGAGGCGGAGGCGGCGGAGGAGGAGGCGGUGGUCCAGGAGGAGGCGUGGGUCUGGGACCGACGCUUACUUUAAAUUCGCUGCAGGUGAACAAUCGACGUCGCUUCAAUCGUUCGCUGACCGAGGUGCGACCGGACGCGUACAUCUUGGAUGAGGGCACACACUUUGAGGUGGUGCCGCUGCCCGAGGAACCGGACGAGGUGGUCAAGUCCCGUGAGGCUCUCAACGAGCAGGUGGUGCGCAAGGCAUCGAUGCAAUCGGAGCCCGACUCCGAUCUAUAUUUGCCAUUGUCUCAGCGCCCGUCCACCUGUGAGACGGUCAAACGGACGCCGUAUGUGACGGUGCGCCAGGAUACGGGCGCCAGCACCGAGAGCAAGGACACCCUAACCCCGAUGGGCACCAUGGAUGACGAUCAGACCCUUGUCGGCGGCGACAAUUCCGAUGAUGCCGCCCCGGACAUGAACUUUGAGGCUGCCAGGCAUCGGGCGCUGCGCCAGCGCACCGUCUCGCUCUGUCGCCGCAACUCGGAGACGUAUUCGUUGACCGCCGCGGACAUCAAUCGCUCGCACAUCAGCCUCAAUCAGCUGACGACGCUCUCACGCCGCCAGCUCAGUCUCACCCAGUCCGAGCCGGACAGCGACAAGGACGUGCCCCCAGUGCCACAGACGGGUAAAUCAGUUUUGCAUGCGAAACCGUCGAGAAAUAUAUUGCUGAAACUGCACAGUGAAUAUACAUCGAUAACGGACGAACUGGAGAACGUCUGCCAUUUGAUUGCCUCGCCGACCGUCUCGCUGCAGAGCAACAAAGCCUCCUUGGAUCGGCCCAAGACGGAAAUGUCGCGCGCCGAAGCCGCUGCGCUGCAGGAGAAGAAGCAUCUGAAGGAAUGCGAAGAGAAUGAUUAUAGAAUACUCGAGGGUCUCUUCGAGGCACGCGGCUCCAUCGAUGCCAGCGUCCAGGCCUAUGAGAUUGGCGUCUCUGUGGACUAUAGCCAUCGGUAUCCGCUGCGCCGGGAGACGGCCAUUGAGCUGUCGCCCUCUAAGCCCGCCGCCGAGGGCGGACCAAUUGGCGGAGCCACAAACGGCGACAGCAGCGAUACCAGCGGCGCGGGCAGCAGUCAUCAUGCGGCGAUUAGCGGCUUUCAGCUGAAGCACGAGCGGCCCUGGCAGCGCAAUUCGUCCAUGGAGCAGCAGGCCUACCAGUCGCCGCUGGUGCCGACGCGGGCCACCAGCGAUUUCCUGAAUGCGCCCUACGACAGCAGCGGGCGGCUGUUUAAGAAGUCCAGCGAGAGCUUGCAGAAGAACUCCAGCACGGACACAGACUACUCGGCGCAUCCGUAUCGCUUCAUCAAGCAGAGCUCGAAUGAGACAAACACCUCGCUAACCGGCUCCUACAACGUGGACACGCCCUCGUUGACGGCGGAGCCAUCCCUCGAUGCCGGCGAUUCGCACUCGGCGACGGGCAUCAGCAUGAGCGUUGGCCCUGCUGGCGGCGCUGCGACGGCGCGUUACCAGCCAAAGCGCACCGCGUCCGUUGGCGCUGCCGAUGGCAGACGCUUGCGCGACGACAGCUCCAGUUCCCUGGACCUGAGCGCGGCGCCAGUAAUGACGCAGGCAGCGCCAGCAGUGCCAACGCGUUCCAUGCAGCUGAAGAAACAGUUUAGCAUGGACCAGGGCAAGCCGCUAGCGCCGCCGAUCAGCGCCGAGACAGCGGAGGCAGCGAUCGGUGCCGGAAUCUCGACAGCUGCAGUCGCCGGCGUUGCGUUGCCCGUGCAGGUUGGCGCCAAACUGAUUUCAACGCUGAAGCCGCCGUACACCAGCAGGCUGGGCAUGAAUGUGCUCAAGGAGAGCAGCUCCAGCACAGAGGAGUCGCGCGACGGCGAGCCCAACUCCACGACCUCCUCCUCCGCCAAGAGCAGCAAUGUGGGGCUGUCCAUUCCACAGAUCAGCACUCACCUGGUGCAAGACGAGAUUGCCAAGCUGUCCUCGAACAUCAAGAGCAGCCAAACCAGUACCGAAUCGGAAAAGGAUCCGCCGUAUAACGAAACCAUGUGUUAACCACCUAUGUAAAUAUAUAGACAUAUAUACAUAUAUAUACAUGUUAUAUGUGUGUGUGUGUAUGUAUGUGUACCCGUUACUAAAUGUAUCUGUAUCUGCAUCUGUAUCUGUAUCUGUAAGUGUUAGUGUAUCUGUUAGAUGUACGAGUAAGUGAAUCCACCUUGUGCUCAAAAGCGUUGGUAGUCAACGAAAAAACAAUUACAAUAUUGCGGAUUAUUCCAUACAAAUAUAUAUAUAUAUAUCCGAUUCAUGUCAAAAGAUAGAGCGCAUAUCAAGUAUAUAAAUAUAUAUUUACGUUUGCCCUGGUGGAAUGCAACGCAAAUUAAAUUUUUGACAAUACAUAGCACACAGAUUCCUCUGUAUUUUUAUAAAAUGUAUUUAUUUACAAGUUGUCCGUUUUUAUUGUUGUUAAUUAAUAUACAAAACAAAACGAAAAAAAACAAAGAACAGCAAAGAGAAACAUUGACACAAAUAACAAAUCAAAAUUCAUAUUAUAUACAUGUAUAUCUGUUUUUACCACUCUUCAGCAUACAUAAAUGUCGUAUACUCUAUCUAACUGUUAUCAAGUAUAACCAAAUGUUUACAAUGUCUAGUUAUAGUUACCGAAACAUAUGAAAUGUCACUUGCAAUUUCACAUAUCCUACAACAAACUACAAACUUAUCAAAGAAGCAAACACUAGAACUCAAAACAAAAUCUAUAUAUAGUUAUAAAACUUAAAGCAAAACUUAUUGUACUUACGCAUUGCCUAUAUAAGUAUCUGUACUGUUAUGUAUGUAAACGCGUUGAUUACCCAACUAAUUGAUAUACAUUAUCUGUUUGUAUCUGUAUGUGUGCUAAUACUAAGUUAGUUAGUCCAUUUUACUUAUUUAUAUGUGUGUGUGUCCGCAACUGUAUGCAUGUUUAGCUAAUUAGUCUAGUUGAAAACAAUUU
This is a messenger RNA of Drosophila montana, 7219 nucleotides long. It is a transcript of the gene Trpm, whose product is annotated as transient receptor potential cation channel, subfamily M. Gene Ontology annotation, molecular function: monoatomic cation channel activity. NCBI's taxonomy places the organism in Eukaryota, Metazoa, Arthropoda, Insecta, Diptera, Drosophilidae. The record is from RefSeq and is a predicted model, not a curated record. Gene Ontology annotation, biological process: metal ion transport; monoatomic cation transmembrane transport; protein tetramerization. The transcript has 34 exons. Bases 322 to 6288 code for a protein of 1988 amino acids. Gene Ontology annotation, cellular component: plasma membrane.